Messenger RNA from Priceomyces carsonii, 1713 nucleotides. It is a transcript of the gene DLD2, whose product is annotated as D-lactate dehydrogenase. Lineage: Eukaryota; Fungi; Ascomycota; Pichiomycetes; Serinales; Debaryomycetaceae. The record is from RefSeq and is a predicted model, not a curated record. Gene Ontology annotation, cellular component: mitochondrion. The transcript has a single exon. Bases 1 to 1713 code for a protein of 570 amino acids. Gene Ontology annotation, biological process: lactate catabolic process. Gene Ontology annotation, molecular function: FAD binding; D-lactate dehydrogenase (NAD+) activity; D-lactate dehydrogenase (cytochrome) activity.
AUGCUUUGCAGAUCUAGAAUAUCUUGGAAGACUACUUUUGAAUCAUAUGCCAAGAGGUCUUACUCCAAGAGAUCAUACUCAAGUAGCAUGAAUCAUGGAAAAAAAAGUUUUAAUAGUUACUCAACGUUGGCUCUUAUUGGUGGCUUUGCAUUGGUAGGGGUAGUAAGCUAUGGCUCUUAUAGAUAUGGACGUCAGUCAAUAAUUCUGAGACCUCCAGAAGAUGUCUUUCCGUUAUCGUCUACUACGAGAUUGGAUGAAAUUUCACCUCCUACUUACUGUACUGAUGCCCAAUUUAAAGAAGCAAUAGCGAAGCUCAAAGAAAUACUUGGUAGUGAAAAAGUUUUCGAUUCUCCUGUGGAAAUAGCGCAUCACUCUAGAAAUGAGUUCACGACUCAUGUACCCUUAGAAUAUCAGAAACCAAAAUAUGUGAUUUAUCCAACUUCAACAGAAGAAGUAUCGCAAGCUAUGAAAAUCAUAAACGAAUAUAAUGUUCCCGUAGUCCCAUUUAGUGCUGGAACUUCCCUUGAAGGUAAUUUCCAUUCAACGAGACCAGGGAUUGUUUUGGACACCUCGAGAAUGAACAAAGUAUUGGAAGUGCACUAUGAUGACUUGGAUGCAGUUGUUCAGUCUGGUGUAAGCUGGCAAAUGUUGAACGAUGUGCUAGAACCGUCAGGUCUAAUGUUUGGACCUGAUUGCGGGCCCAGUGGGCAAAUAUCGGGUAUGGUGAGCACCAAUGCAUCAGGUAUCAAUGCAUCGAGAUAUGGUGCCAUGAUCUCGAAUGUUAUAUCGCUUACGGUGGUAUUAGCGGAUGGCACGAUUAUCAAAACAAAGCAAAGACCAAGGAAAACAAGUGCCGGAUACAAUUUAACUGGACUAUUUAUUGGAAGUGAAGGCACCUUAGGAAUAGUCACCGAAGCCACUGUGAAAUUACAUGUCCGGCCAAGGUAUGAGACGGUAGUAGUUGGUCAGUUUCCUACCAUAAAGGACACUACCAACACUGUAGCCCAAUUGUUUAGGGCAGGAUUACAACCAAAUGCUAUAGAAAUGCUUGACGGAGAUAUGAUGCACACAAUCAAUUAUAGUGGCUACUUUUCAAGGGAGUGGCUCGAAUGCCCUACACUAUUUUUUAAAAUUGGAGGUAUCAACAAAAAAGUGGUAGACGAAUAUAUAAGAGAAAUGAAGCAAAUUGCUCUCCAAAAUAAUUGUCAAGAUUUCCUCUUUGCUCGCAAUGAAGAGGAACAAGAAGAGCUAUUCUCCGCAAGAAAAAACGCUUUCUUUGCGAUUUUGAACUACGGUCGCAAUGAAAUUGAUGAGGAUAUCAGACUUUGGGUCACUGAUGUAGCCGUUCCAAUCUCAAAGCUUCCCAUAGUAUUGGAUAAAGUUAACAAACUCAUAAAAUCCUCUGGACUCCAAUCGGUCAUCGUGGGACAUUUGGGCGACGGCAAUUUUCAUGCCGAUCUCUUCUACAAGCCCGACCAGAUGAGUCACUGCGAAAAAGUCGUAAACGAGUUGAUAGACAUUGGUCUCGCCAACGAAGGAACUUGUACUGGUGAGCACGGAGUAGGGAAUACUAAAAGGGUUUUCUUGCUUAAGGAGCUAGGCUCUGAUCCCGUAGACCUUAUGAGAAAAUUAAAAUUUUCCCUUGAUCCCAAAAGACUACUCAAUCCCGAUAAGAUUUUCAAGAUCGACCCUACCGAUGACAGUCCUUACUAA